GAGCACAAAGUCAGUCGAGUUGCCUCCCUUCCUAACUCCCCGUCCCCCGUUUCCGCACGCUUGUGCCCACGCCUACCCGUUAUAUCUUCUCCACCCAUGUAUUAACCCUUUCAGCCUCACGUGCCAGUCUGGAAAUCUUCCUCACACACAAAAAAAAGUAGGGAUCGCAUCCUCCAUAGGGUUACAAAGCACGCCCGCAUGGGUGAACGCAAGACACUCCGCUUCUGGGUAAUAAGUCUAUUUUGGUUCUGUUCCACCUCCUCCCUCAGCUUGCCCCACUCCAACGUUUUCGCUCCCCCCUCCCCUCCAUCCUUUCCCUGUUCUGAUGCGACCCAGCGCCGAUGUCCAGCCCACCCACCCCCAUCCACACGUUCUGCCCCUCUUACACCGGCGUGCGGCAGUGGUGUGCGAGAUAUAAAGGGCCAUUGCCGGCGACCAGAAAGGACACAGAAGAUCACCGGCUAGCUGCCUGCAACACGCCCCGACUGGCCUGACCAUUGGCAGUGACCACUUUCACUGUGCCUUAGGCGAAGCUCGCCAGACGACACCUCACUCACACACAUACAUUUACACGCACGCACGUGCAGCACACAAGCAAACGCGCUUGCGUUCGCUCUGCCCUCAUCCACCAGCAGCACCACCAGUGCCCUCACCGCCUUCUCCCUCUCUCUCUCACCCUACACAGACAGCGGGGAGCAUCAAGACCCCUUCGUCUUCCUUUGCGGACCGCGGGUAGACUAGAAGCUAAUCUCCGCCGCAGAGGCAGGCCGCCAGAGGUCAGCGGGUGCGGCUACCCAAGGACAGACAAGAGGGUUCAAUUUCUCGCUCCAGUAGACAGACAUGGCACCAGCACAACAGCUGCUCGCCGCCGCCUUCGGCCUGUGCGGGUUUUUGUUUCUUCUUCACGUCGACUCCGUGAACAGCAUAUCCUGCGUGCAGUGUACACCCUCUGACCCCCGCUGUGACUCCGGAAACCUGGAACCAGCCGAGUGUGAUGACUCUCACAGCUUCUGCGCCAUGUACAGAGUAUUCGUCGGCAAUUCACAAGGUGUCUUUCGUGGCUGCAGCCAGCACCGACUUCGCGGGUGCCGGACAAAAAUAAUCGAGAAGCAAGAGUCCAUGGUCUGCUACCAGACCUGCUCCUGGGACGGCUGUAACUCUGGAUACGGCACCGCCAUGUCUCUCUUGUUGUAGACAUUGAUGUCUACACCUUCUACACACGUCUACUUAUGUCUUCACGUCAUGACCAAACUUUGACUUGCUUAACACACCAUGACAAGAGGACUGCAUUGACCGUGGAACUUUUCUUUAGAAACCGCCUUUGAAACGAACAAUUUUCUGAUUUAGUUCCUUCAUCAUAUUAUAACAGACAUUAAGAUUAUUCUUCAAUGAUAUUCUACCUGAAUUACAAAAUAGACAAACAGUUUCACUUCAGCUUUUUUAACUUAAAAAGUCAUCUUUUGUUUUCAAUGUUUCUUGAUCAAAAUUAUCUCGAAAUUUUUAAGCAGACACUCCUGCCUUAAGCGCCAGAGUCAUUGAAGGCUUUAAAAAUGUUGUUUUUCUGCUUGUCGUUCAUAUAUGGCGAUAUUUGUUGACUUCCUGCUGAAGAGUUGCCAGGAUGAUGUCUCAAGAUGAUUCUCCUUGCGGUCUUGAAGGAACAGGAGACUAAAGAGGGUGAUAACCCUUAUAAAAUAUGUUUUCUUUUCGCGGUGACAGUUUUCCGGUUCACAGAGUCCGCGUUAUAUUGUAUUAUUUUUGUCCAGAAAACUGAAAAAAAGUUUUAAAUCUGA
Messenger RNA from Pomacea canaliculata, 1790 nucleotides. RefSeq lists its product as uncharacterized. The record is from RefSeq and is a predicted model, not a curated record. The transcript is spliced from 3 exons. The coding region runs from base 841 to 1194 and encodes 117 amino acids. NCBI's taxonomy places the organism in Eukaryota, Metazoa, Mollusca, Gastropoda, Architaenioglossa, Ampullariidae.